CCCGGUCCCUGAGAUGAAUUGGCAUUGCAUCAACUUGUAACCCCAAGGAUUCUUGCAUGUGUUGUCGCAUGCGCAUGGUGUGAAGCUUGAGGCUGCAGCCCAUUUUGUCACAUUCAUUAAACCAUCGUCUACGUGUACCGGCGCCGUUAUUUUCAUCCGAUCUCUUUUUCUAUCACCUGGGCGACGACUAACCAUCAGCAACGACACCUCAUUCGUUUCGAAUAAGCAUCCGAUAUUCCAUAACCAACAGCAAUUAGCAAUUACUCCUUAGGCGCCAGCACCUAAGAGCCACGAACCCAACGAAUACCUAUUACCUACCCGACGGAUGUCCGUCAAAAUACAACCAAAUAAAAAAGAUAGAACCGACAGAAACCAAUCAACAUGGCGCUCAUAUCAGUCAAAACGAUUCUCACAUCCCUAUGCCUCUUCCACAUCACCCUCGCCUACUUCUUCUACACGAAUCCGAACGCCAUCGCAGACCAAGCCCUAGUCUACGUACUAGGUGAAGCCAUGGGAAUGCCGCAAACAUCCUCCUUCGCAGCCCCCAGCGGCGCCUCCUCCUUCCUCGCCAUAACGCUCCUCGUCCUCGGGCUCUCCGACCUGCUCACGCUCUCCCUCCCCGAAGAAAUCUGGCUAAUCCACUACUGGGGUUCGCAAGCGCCCUUACGCAUAACCGUAUUCGCCUUCGUCUCGCUCUUCGCCUACUUCUCCACGCCUUCCUACGGACGGUCCGGGCCGAGCCGGAUGUCGCACCCCCUAGCGCCACCGAACGUGUUUGUAGCGGGUAGCACGGUGAGCGGCGGAGACGGGCUACGGAACCGUGUUUUUUUCACCUUCGCGUUUCUGGAGUUCCUGAGCUGGUUUUGGGUCUGGGUUACGUUGAAGGAGGAGACGGGCAAGUUUGCGGCGAGGAAGAGGAGGAGGGGGAGUACUAGUAACGGCAGGGCGCAGGGGUUUUAGGGGAUUUGAUGGAUCGAUGGAUCGAUAAGGAUACGCGGACAGAGGAAGCUUGGUGAAGAGAUAAAAUCGAAUAUUAUCCAGGUCCGUUUUAUGAUAUGCGACGAAGAUACAGGAAUAGAGAGCACAGGCCGGUUCCACUGAGCACAACCUCCCGGUCGAGGACCCUCUUGUCACUCCCCUUUUAAUCCACAAUACGUCUUUGGCGGAGUUCUCAGAAGCAUAUGACUGGCGUGAGGUACGGGCGCAUUGGGGCUUUGGUUCUACAUCUACAAAUCGGCGCUGAAGACUGUUAGAAAGAGUGAGCGAGACGGAGAAUACAGACGAUACCCCUUUCUUCUCCUAGAGUGUUUAAAUGAAGUCACGGAAUGCCUUGUGUCCUU
Annulohypoxylon maeteangense is the source of this 1340-nucleotide messenger RNA. RefSeq names its product increased loss of mitochondrial DNA protein 1. NCBI's taxonomy places the organism in Eukaryota, Fungi, Ascomycota, Sordariomycetes, Xylariales, Hypoxylaceae. The transcript is spliced from 2 exons. The record is from RefSeq and is a predicted model, not a curated record. The coding region runs from base 382 to 960 and encodes 192 amino acids.